UAUGACUGGUGUCCUUAUAAGAAGAUGGCCAGGUGAAGAGACAGAGACAGCGAGAAUGCCAUGUGAAAGUGGAGGCAGAGGCUGAAGUACUGCAUCUACGAAGCAAGGAACACAAGGAUUGCCAGAUGUCACCAGAAGAUUUUCCUCCUGCGUUCCUGACCCACUGAUUCAUUGGCUUCUCAGAAGUUUUCUCCUGGAUGCCGCACAGGUCUGGGAAGAUGUAACUAGAAAACAGAACGUAGAGGAGGAAAUGCUGCAAAGAGGCCACGCACAGGCUGGAAUUUCCCUGCCGUUUAAAUCGGCUUGGACGGCCCCUGGACCUACAACUGAACAGAAAAGCGAGGCCCUCCAGCCGUUAAGCCAAAAGGCCCGCUCACGCCGGCCCCGCUCCCCUGCCCAAGGACUGUGGUUCCCAGAACCCUCCGCGACCGGAGAGGCCGCGACCGCGGGUGCGCAGGUGCACAGCUGCCCCCGCGGGUGGGCUAGAAGCGCGCUGCGCAGAAGUGGUCAGAUGGGAGCUCCGGGUCCUGCGAGGGUGCCCUUGAAAGACUCCUGCUAGUAUGGGCCGUCUACAGAGCCAGUCCAGGCUAGGAUGGCUGGAUCACUAACAGCAGCUGAAACUCUGGCCCUUCAGAAUACACGGGAUCAAGAGAAGAUUAUGAUGAUGGAGCCAAAGGAAGAGGAACAGUCUUGGGAGUAUGAGACCAGGCUACAUGGGAACCACUCUCCCAGUCAGGAGAUCUUCCGCCAACGCUUCAGGCAGCUCUGCUACCAGGAGACUCCUGGUCCCCGGGAGGCCCUGAGCCGACUAAGGGUACUCUGCUGUGAGUGGCUAAGGCCCGAGAGGCACACCAAGGAGCAGAUCCUGGAGCUACUGGUGCUGGAACAAUUCCUGACCAUCCUACCGGAGAAGCUCCAGUCCUGGGUGCGGGGACAUCACCCUAAGAGUGGAGAGGAGGCUGUGACUGUGCUGGAGGAUUUAGAGAAAGGACUUGAUGAACCAAGACUGCAGGUCCCAGGCCCGGCACACGGACCUGCACAGGAAGAGCCGUGGGAGGAGAAGGAAGCUGUGGGGGCUGCCCAGAAGAAACCAAGCAUCCAGCUCCAACCUAAGGAGACCCAGCCUUUCCCAGAGAGCGAACAGGUAUAUUUACAUUUUCCAUCAGUUUUUGCAGAAGAUGGUGCAGAGCCCAAGGACAAAGGGUCGUUGCGAGAACCACCCAUUACUGACGUGGAAUCACAGGUGCUCAGAGAAAAACUCACCACCAGCACCUCUACAUUUGAAGCUGCCUCUGAAGUUGAGGCCCCUUUAGAGCAGCAGCAGAGAAAUCUCAAAGGGGAAAGACUGAAGCAGUCCCCCGCUCAGGGGAAAAGCUUCAGGCAGAUGGUUGUCACCCUUAAGACAACUCCCACAGGGAAGAAAGACCAUGAAUGCAGUGAAUGUGGUAAAGCCUUCAUUUAUAACUCACACCUUAUAAUCCACCAGAGAAUCCAUUCCGGAGAGAAACCCUAUAAGUGCAGUGACUGUGGGAAAACUUUCAACCAGAGCUCAAACCUCAUUCAGCAUCAGAGAAUUCAUACAGGAGAGAAACCCUACGAAUGUCAUGUGUGUGGGAAGUCCUUCAGGUGGAGUGCUCAUCUUGUUCAACAUCAGAGGGUUCAUUCAGGGGAGAAGCCCUACGAGUGUAAUGAGUGUGGGAAGGCCUUCAGUCAAAGCUCAUAUCUAAGUCAGCAUCUGAGAAUCCACAGUGGAGAGAAACCUUUCCUAUGUAAAGAAUGUGGGAAGGCCUACAGAUGGAGUUCUGAGCUUAUCAGACAUCAGAGAGUUCAUGCCAGAAAAGAGCCUUCCCAAUGGACUGUGGGUGAGAAAGUCUCCAGACAGAAUUGUACUUUUGUCUAAUCAGUUUUAGGACUAUAUUCCAUAAAAGUUAUAAGCACCUUAAGAUUUUUCCUGUGUCUUUCUUGAUUUAGGAAAAAAUGUUUACCUAGUCCCACCUGCAGCUCAUCGCUUCACGCCCUCUGUUUGAGAUGACUGUAUCUACUAGCAUGCCUUUGGCUGCGAGUAACAGCCAAGAUGCCGACUUCAUUAGGGUUCCGGGCCUGGCACAGAGCAGCUGUGCAGGCAGUGGCCAUCCUGUAUUGGUAUUAUUGUGAAUGGGUCUUUGGUCCUGGCCCUUCCUCAGCCCCAUACUGAGCUGCCUCUUGGGACAGGGUCACAUCUACAAGUGUCCAGGCAUAAGACAGAAACCACACUUGUUCUUUGAGCAGGGAACGUUUAAUACAAAGAAGUGCUAGCUAGUAAAGGGGGAUUAUCUGUUAAAGGAGGUAAUGAGAUCUUAGUAUAGGAAUAGCAGCAUGGGGAACAGCUACUACCUCUAGG
Balaenoptera acutorostrata (minke whale) is the source of this 2380-nucleotide messenger RNA. It is a transcript of the gene ZNF232, whose product is annotated as zinc finger protein 232. Lineage: Eukaryota; Metazoa; Chordata; Mammalia; Artiodactyla; Balaenopteridae. The transcript is spliced from 6 exons. Bases 593 to 1900 code for a protein of 435 amino acids. Gene Ontology annotation, molecular function: RNA polymerase II cis-regulatory region sequence-specific DNA binding; DNA-binding transcription factor activity, RNA polymerase II-specific. The record is from RefSeq and is a predicted model, not a curated record. Gene Ontology annotation, biological process: regulation of transcription by RNA polymerase II.